Blepharisma stoltei is the source of this 1574-nucleotide messenger RNA. The record is from the annotation of a GenBank genome assembly. NCBI's taxonomy places the organism in Eukaryota, Ciliophora, Heterotrichea, Heterotrichida, Blepharismidae.
AUGACGUCAAGAAGCUUAUUCGAAACCUUGAACUAUAAUCUUCUAAAUGAAAUUGCUGAAUUUUUGAAACCACAUGAAAUAGUUGCAAUUUUAAGCGUAAACAAGCACUUAAAUAAGUUUUGAAAUAGCAAUAUUACUGACAAAAUUUUCCCUGGUUUAGAAAGCAGUGGAAAUUUAAACCCUUGGAUCCGAUGGAAACUGACCAAAAUAAAAUACCUAGAGACUGAAAAUCUUGAUUUGCCUAUUAAAAGCAUAUGGCUUCACAAAAAUAACUACCCUCUCAAAAUCUCAUUUGACCCUCUAAAAAUCAUUCUUUUUCAGCACGAUAAUUUCAUUACAUGAAUUCCAGAAUCCGACAAAACAAAAAGCAUAAAAGUUGGGAAUAAAGAGGAUUCUGCUUAUUUAAGUGCUUAUGAAAACAAUAAUCUAGCAGUUUUAUACACAAAUAGCAAGCUGGUAUUUUAUUUACACCCCCUCCAUGAGCAGACAAAACCACUGGAAAAAUCCCUAUUUUUGGAAAAAGCCCACCACUCUCCGUGAACGAACAAAAAUUUUUUAAUAGAAAAAAUUUUGAUAUAUAAGUGAUAAUUAUAAUGCAAUCCCUAUAUAAUUUUAAACGCCUUGCAUUUUAAAAAAUAAAUUUGUGAUCAAAUAGAUAUUUGCUUUUCUAAUUAAGAUGUUUUAAAUUUUGAAAAAAAAAAUAUAUAUAAAAUUUAUAUUUAAAUAUUUUCUUCGGCGCUAAGGGGGGAGUUAGAUAAUGGAAUUAUUAGAGUUGAGAAUAAUUUAGGAAGCUGGAAUAGCCUUGCUUCGACCAAACUACUCUAUUUAAAAGGUGGGAGAUAUUUGAUUAUUGCCAAUAAAUUUAGUGAAAUUGCUUUUAUAGACAGUAUUACUGGGAAAAUUAUAAACCAGAUAAUAAUAUAUUUAUAUAUUUUUAUUUUAGCUUAAAAUAUUCAUAAUAAUAGCAAUUAAGAAUAACAAAGCAAAAGCUAGAAAGUCCUAUUGAAAAGCUAAAGCCGCUAACUCGAGAUACUCUAGUUUGUCUGUCAGGGAGGCAGCUUUGAGCAGUUUCUCCAUGAUUAGUUAAGCUUCUCAUUAGUUUUCCUGGUGAUAUGCCAAUUGAUUUUUGGUAUAAUAAAGAAAUUCAAAAAAUAAUCAUCCACAGCCCAUAUAGUAACUAUCUUUUUGAUAAAGACCCUUCCGUUAUAUUGAAAAAGUUUAGUGGGAAAAUUUUUCAUGUAAACAAGCGCUUUUUCACAGUUCCUUGCGAUAUGUCAAGUGAAAGAUUAGUUGUUGGAGAAGAAGACUCUCAAAUGCACUACGAAAUUCCAAUGAAUGGAGAGGUAUUUAAUAUUAUUGGAGAUAAUAAUAUGUUUGUAGUCCAUCUGGUUCAUUUUACUCCAGAAUGCCAAUAUAUUUAUUUUAUGUAUUUUUAUUUAUGAGGAGAAAGGCUGCCGUUUUAUGAAAAGCAUUUCUACAAAUGCUUUGAAAUUUUAGAUUUUAAAUUUCCAAACUUGAUUUACAUGAUAAUUAACGAUGAUGGUAUAAAUGACGUUUGUGCAAUGAGACUGUAA